This is a messenger RNA of Tripterygium wilfordii, 1270 nucleotides long. RefSeq names its product flavonol synthase/flavanone 3-hydroxylase-like. Lineage: Eukaryota; Viridiplantae; Streptophyta; Magnoliopsida; Celastrales; Celastraceae. The record is from RefSeq and is a predicted model, not a curated record. Gene Ontology annotation, molecular function: flavonol synthase activity. The transcript has 3 exons. Bases 20 to 1030 code for a protein of 336 amino acids. Gene Ontology annotation, biological process: response to light stimulus.
GCAAAAAAAAAGAAAAUUUAUGGAGGUAGAGAGAGUGCAGGCCAUAGCUUAUUUAUCUAUAGCUAAGGAUACAAUCCCGGCAGAUUUCAUUAGGCCGGAAAAUGAACAACCUGCGAUAACCACAUUUCACGGUCCGCUACCUGAGAUCCCAACCAUUGAUUUGAAUGACCCUGAUCAAGAAAAGGUUGUCCGUCUGAUUUCUGAUGCCAGCAGAGACUGGGGGAUCUUCCAGGUUGUGAAUCAUGGAAUACCUAGUGAUCUUAUAUCUAAAUUACAGUGCGUUGGGAAGGAAUUCUUUGAGCUGCCACAAGAGGAGAAGGAGAAGUACGCUAGGCCUAAUGAUGCCAAAGACAUUGAAGGUUAUGGAAACAAACUUCAGAAAGGAAAUGGCGACGCAAAGAAGGCUUGGGUUGAUCAUCUUUUCCACAGGGUUUGGCCUCCUUCUCGCAUUAAUUACCAGUUUUGGCCCCAAACCCCGCCUUCUUACAGAGAAGUGAACGAGGAGUAUGCGAAACAGACGAGGGAGGUGGCGGACAAGCUGUUCAAAAGCUUGUCAUUAGGGUUAGGGGUUGAGGGGAAUGUGUUGAAGGAAGCGUUAGGAGGGGAGGAAUUGGAGUAUAUGAUGAAGAUCAACUAUUACCCACCAUGUCCUCGUCCGGAUCUGGCUCUGGGAGUGGUGGCCCACACCGAUCUCUCCUGCAUCACCAUUCUUGUGCCGAAUGAGGUUCCGGGAUUGCAGGUGUUCAAGGACGACCAUUGGAUCGAUGCCAAGUACAUUCCCAACGCUCUGAUCAUCCACAUCGGAGACCAAAUUGAGAUUCUCAGCAAUGGAAAAUACAAGGCAGUGUUGCACAGAACAACGGUAGACAAAGAUAGAACAAGAAUGUCGUGGCCGGUUUUCCUGGAGCCACCUGCAGAUCUGGUUGUAGGUCCUCUACCUCAGCUUGUAACCCAAGACAAUUCUCCCAAGUACAAGGCCAAGAAAUUCAAGGAUUACGCUUACUGUAAACUCAACAAGCUUCCUCAGUAGAAUUAUUGAUUUGAUUAUUAUCGUAAUAAUUUUAAAUUAUAUUGACAAAUAAGGCAUGCUUGCCAUUUUUUUUCAAUUUCUAAUAGUAACCAUUAAUUUAAGACUAUGCUACUGUUUUUUUAAUACUUAAUUAAUUAAUUAAUAUGUGCUAGAGUUAAUAGAGAUUUAUGUAAUUUUGCAACAGUAAUAAUGUUGUUGUACACCAAAUCAAAUUUUCACUCCAGGAAAUCGCCAAAUUUU